Molecule: messenger RNA, 1394 nt
Organism: Homalodisca vitripennis (glassy-winged sharpshooter)
Lineage: Eukaryota; Metazoa; Arthropoda; Insecta; Hemiptera; Cicadellidae
Gene: pn
Product: exopolyphosphatase PRUNE1
Exons: 6
Coding region: 206-1318 (370 amino acids)
Cellular component (GO): cytoplasm
Molecular function (GO): exopolyphosphatase activity
Source: RefSeq, a predicted model, not a curated record
AUAGCCUCAAUUUAUGCAAAUACAGAAAAUAAGUUUGACAUAACCUCAUUAACUCAUGAAUGUUGUUUAUUGGUAAUCCUAACCAAGUAUAAUUCUAUUGUUCAUAUUGCAGUGCAAAUAACACUCAAGAUAUAGAUUAGAUUAAAAUAAUAUUUGAGUUACCAAAUGUUAUGAUUUAAGGUAGUGGCUUUGCAGAAUUAUUGGAAUGGAAACUGAGUUAAACAUCUUUCUUCUCCAGGCGAGAAAAAGCAUUAAAAAUCUUCUAACAUUCAAAAGCGUGUUGGUGAUUCUUGGAAAUGAAACAUGCGAUUUGGACUCUGCCAUUUCAAGUUUGACAUAUGGUUUGCUACUAAAUCAUUUGAAGACCCCAGAGAGUGUCGUUAUCCCGGUAUUCAACAUUCCUCGAGAACAUUUGCCAGUGAAGACUGAAGUCAUUUACUUCCUCAAUAAACUCAACAUUGGUUUAGACAAUGUUAUCUGUAGAGAUGAGAUUGACCUAGAAAGUCUGAACCGUAAAGGUAAUUUACGGUUGUCAUUAGUGGACCACCAUGUAUUACAGCCCUCUGACACAGGCCUGGUGUCAAGUGUUGUAAAUGUGUUAGACCACCGCCCUCAGGAUCCUGCCUGGUCAUGGGACAAUACAGACAUCACACUGCGCAUUGUCGGAUCAUGCUGCACCCUUGUGGCAGAAAAACUUUUUACUGUAGCCCCAGACCUAGUAACGCCGAUAGUGGCUGUCUUACUGUUAGGCACGAUCCUGCUCGACACUGCUUGUUUAUCACCUGCAGUGGGAAGAGCUACUCCUCAGGACCACCAGAUGGCAGAAGCAUUGCAAGCUCGCUGUGACUCCCCCGUUGAACGGUACCAGCUAUUCAGAGAGCUGCAGGCAGCCAAGUCUGAUAUAUCCUCUCUCACCUCAUCUCAUCUCCUAAUAAAAGAUCUGAAAGUUGCAGCUGGAAUUCCAAUAGCUGGGCUGCCCAUUAAAGUUAAGGAGAUUUUGAAAAGGGAAGAUGCACAAAGAGCAGUACAAGAGUUUUGCAGAGCUCACAACACAAAAUUAUGUGUUGUGUACGGUUCACAGAUAGUUCAGGGGACAGUAACAAGGGACUUGGCUGUGUAUAACCAAGCUGAUGAGAAGACUGCCUUGGAGAUUGUUGCAGCUUUAACAAGUAAUAAAGAACCUGAUCUUGAUCUACAACCCCAACCUUGCUCAGUUGAAGGUUUCAUGCUGUUUGAUCAAUGUAACAUCAAAGCAACUAGAAAACAAAUUCUUCCUAUUAUUCGCCAAGUUGGAGAAAAGAUUUCAGUAGAAAAUUAACUUUGCUCCAGUUACAUAAUGUCCUCAUAGUAUAGCAGCCAAGAGCCAAUUUACAUUUUAUAAGCACACAACCUGG